UGCACCCUGCGCUGCCCUUCGGCACGUGACGCGCGACCAUCGCGACGGAGGCCGCCGACAGUGACCUCGCCCGUCUCUCCCGGCCAGUCGACUUCCUCCAGGGAGCCCGCUUGGAUUGAAGGAGACACCGGACACUCCAAGUGGUGUGUCCAUCCGACGGCCUGGGAUACAUGAAAUAAGUGAGGAACCGAAUGAUUUAGAAAUAGUCUGAGGUGGUACUGGCUGGUAAGAGCUGGAGUUCGUCUGGCUCCGCCACUGACUAGCUCCUGGACUUCGGGGGCCAAGGAAUUGAUGCUUUUGAGCCUCAGUUUCUCUUUUAUAGUGAGAUGUUAAUGCUGCUUUCCGUCGCAUCCCCGGCCCCCAUUCCACUCCGAUCCCGGGGUGCUGAAAGCAUUUAGAAUAGGUGAAUGUGAAAGGCUUUGAAAAGAGAGAAACUACUAUGCAAAUAUGCGACGUAGAUUGACACCUCCUUUGUUUAGAAAAGAGGUUUUUGAGAAUGACUUUUCCGGAACUUUUUAGGAUGAAAAAGCUUUGUGUGUGUUUUCAUCAUUUUCCUUGGAAGUCAUUCCAAAAUGUAUAUUCUACGUCCCAGCUUCCUAAAGCAGCGGUUACCAAAUACACAGCAAUCCUCCUCCAGACAGAGGAAGGGCACACAGCAUGGCAGAAAACCGAGAGCCCCGCGGGGCCAUCGAGGCUGAGCUGGACCCGGUGGAGUACACCCUUCGGAAGAGGCUGCCCCACCGCCUGCCCCGGAGGCCCAAUGACAUUUAUGUCAACAUGAAAACUGACUUUAAGGCCCAGUUGGCCCGCUGCCAGAAGCUGCUGGACGGCGGGGCACGGGGUCAGAAUUCAUGCACUGAGAUCUACAUUCACGGCUUGGGCCUGGCUAUCAACCGAGCCAUCAACAUUGCCCUACAGCUGCAGGCAGGCAGCUUCGGGUCCUUGCAGGUGGCUGCCAAUACCUCCACCGUGGAGCUUGUCGAUGAGCUGGAACCAGAGACUGAUACACGAGAGCCGCUGACCCGCAUCCGCAACAACUCGGCCAUCCACAUCCGCGUCUUCAGGGUCACACCCAAGUAAUUGAAAUGAGGCCGGCUUGCCUUACCCACCCCCCUUCACACAGCUGAGCUCAGACGUGGCUCUCCUUGUGCUGAGUACUGUCAUGGACCUCCCACGUGAGCCAUGUAAGAAAAAGAAGCCUGUCCCCUCCCAGCCCAGAAGACUGAAUUGACAGGGGGAGUAUUGUCUCUUGUUGGGCCCAGGCAGGGGGUCUUCUGAAUCUUUGUGGUCUGUAACCAUUGUCCUAUACAAUAAAAACUAUCACGUUGUGUUAGUAUCUGGCCACCCCA
This is a messenger RNA of Diceros bicornis minor, 1349 nucleotides long. RefSeq names its product POP7 homolog, ribonuclease P/MRP subunit (gene POP7). NCBI's taxonomy places the organism in Eukaryota, Metazoa, Chordata, Mammalia, Perissodactyla, Rhinocerotidae. Gene Ontology annotation, cellular component: nucleus; nucleolar ribonuclease P complex; ribonuclease MRP complex. The transcript is spliced from 2 exons. Gene Ontology annotation, biological process: tRNA 5'-leader removal. Bases 658 to 1080 code for a protein of 140 amino acids. Gene Ontology annotation, molecular function: nucleic acid binding. The record is from RefSeq and is a predicted model, not a curated record.